AUGAAGAUCCAAUUCAUCUCCCUCCUCCUGGUCGCCUCAGUCGCCAUGUCCAGACCCGUCCCUUCCUCCACCACCACCACCACCAACGCGGCGCUGGAUCGCCGAACCCUGAUCGGAGACGAAUACACGGUCACCAACCAAGUCGACAACUCCCGUGGCAAGAAGACCUUUAGAGUUGACCAUAACGGAGACUCAUCCGUCCACAAAGGUCUCAUCAACGACCUUGUCGAUUCCUCUCGUAGCGGGGCCGACGACGCCGAUGAGGGUAUUCUGUUCCGUCGCCGUAGUCUCCUCGGCGAUUUGUUCGGCGGGAACAGCAUGUCCAUCAGUAACGAGAACGAUAACUCCAAGCACACCCAGACCAAGAACGAGCACGAUAACCGGCACACUACCAUCACCAAGAUCCACAAGGAACAAAACUCUAACGAUGACGAGGACGAAGACGAUUCUAUGUCCCCUGAUUCGUUCUUCGACAAGCGCGGCAACGGCGAUGAACAUGGCGCUGCCUCGGCUUCCGUGAACCGCCGUGGGUUGUUCGGUGGCGACUCGACAACGAUCAACAAUGUCAACGACAACUCGAAGCACACCCAGACAAUGAACGUCCACAACAACCGUGAUACCACCAUCACAAAACUUCACAAGCAACAACAAUCUAGUCGCCACCGUCCCCGUCGAGGUGACGCGACCAUCCCCAAGGGCUUCUUUGACCGCCGCAGCGACGAAUCGAACGACAUGAACCGCCGCAGCCUUUUGGGCGAUCUGUUUGGCGGGAACUCUAUGUCGAUCAGUAACGUCAACGACAACUCCCAAACUAAGAAGACUCUCAACUCUCACGGAAACCGCAACACUCGCAUCACCAAAAUCCGCAAGACCACCAACUCUCGCCACCGCGACGGCGACAACGACUCGGAUUCGGAUGCAAGCUUCUUUGACAAGCGUGGAUUGCUGUUCGGCGGCGAUGAUAUGGUGAUCAACAACGAGAACGACAACUCCCAAACCAAAAAGACCCUCAACUCCCAUGGAAACCGUCACACCCGCAUCAAUCGCAUCCACAAGUCUUCCCAUGGCUCUGGUUCUGGUUCCGGCUCGAACUUCUUCGACAAGCGCGGUCUUUUGUUCGGCGACAAGUCGACGGUGAUCACCAACCAGAACGACAACUCACAGAACAAAAAGACCUUUAACUCUCACCACGACCGCAACAACAUUAACAGCGCUACAGUCGAGAAGAACAUGCUUGCUGUCGAGGACGGAUUCUGA
Messenger RNA from Linnemannia hyalina, 1257 nucleotides. The record is from the annotation of a GenBank genome assembly. Lineage: Eukaryota; Fungi; Mortierellomycota; Mortierellomycetes; Mortierellales; Mortierellaceae.